AUGAAUUAACUUGCCAAUUACAUGCAAUGCUAGACUAAAAGAGUCGUCUCUGUUUAUUAGCAACAAUGUUAUUGUAGAUCUCCUCAAGGAAGAAAAUGUGCAGUUGUUAAUCAACAAUUCAGUCCAAAUGAAUAGAAAUAUAUGAAAUAGUUCAAGUGCAUUGAUCAAUAGAAAUACUAAUAACCUAAAGCAAUUAUAUAUCUACAAAAAGGAAUGUCCCCAACCAACAAAUAGCCACUCAUAGCUACAAAAUUAAAGGUUUAAGAUAAAGAAAAUAAUAAUAAUAACCAUUAUUAUAAUGCAAAUAUUAUCUUCCAACCAUGCAAAACUCCCAGGGAUACUUUGAAAUAAUAGUUAUUUUCACAAUAGAAUUCACCGAAUAUCAAAUAACCAACUCCUUAAUUUGAAAACCGUUAUAAUUAAGAUUACAAAAACCAAGAAUCCCGAUUAUCAAAAUCAUAAAUCAAAUUUAGAUUUGUAGAUUCUGAAAAGCAGACAUCUGAUGAAUAACAACUUAAAAUUAUAGCAAAUUAAUUAAAUAAAAUUUAAAUUGGUCCAAAGGUACCAGACAUGUCUCCAAAUUCAAUUAAAUCUGAUGAAUUCUUAGUACAAAUGGACUCAGUAAAGAAAUCUGAUUAUUCUAAUAAAUCCCAAACAAAGAAUGUUUGUAUCUAAGCCUUUGAAAGCACUUAAUUUGAGAAACAUGAUGAAUAAUUAAGUAAAAUUUUUGGAUCUUUGAAGAAGCUUAAGAUCAUAAAAAAGAAACAAACUCAGCCUACUCUUUAAACCUAGGUCACUCAAAGAACAAUGGAAGAAGAUAGCAUGAUGAAAUUGGAUUCAUAAUAGGAUCAAUAUUCAAAACCAAUAAGUGGAUUAUCAGAAAUAGAAAUUUAAUAUGAAAAGUUUCAAACAGAAUUAACUAAUCUGGUAUUAUAUUUUUAUGAUAAAGGAUUCAAAUAGAAUUAAAAACCAUUAAGUUGA
Molecule: messenger RNA, 981 nt
Organism: Paramecium tetraurelia
Lineage: Eukaryota; Ciliophora; Oligohymenophorea; Peniculida; Parameciidae
Exons: 1
Source: RefSeq, a predicted model, not a curated record